Messenger RNA from Paramecium octaurelia, 926 nucleotides. The record is from the annotation of a GenBank genome assembly. NCBI's taxonomy places the organism in Eukaryota, Ciliophora, Oligohymenophorea, Peniculida, Parameciidae.
AUUUUUACAAAUAUCAUCAAUCCCCUAUGCUCUUAUCUACGUCCAAGCUUGCAACAUCCAAACUCUCCUCCUCCCAAUUGUCUAGUCCUAAAAGAUCAACAAUUAAUUAUCUCAGUUAAGAUUUGGAUUCUCCAGCCAGAUAGAGAAUCAAAUUACUUUCUGAUAAAUGGAAUCACAUUUAGAAUGGAAUUGACAAAGACAAACUUGAAAAAAGGGAAGUGUUAGAGGAGAGAAUCAAAAUCAUCGAAGACGUUUUAGCCUCAGAGAAGCCAAAAGACGAACAAAGAUUUAAGGUCUUGAAGGAUUAAGUCUUGAAAUUAUAAGAUUAAGCACACAACUAAAAAUCAGAAAGAGAAGUAUAGAUUUCAACUAAUUAGGCAUUUGAUGACAAAAAAGAAAAGGAUUUUAGAACUCUUUCAGAUAAUGUCGCUCUAUCUUUUGACCAAGAAAGAAAUGCUAGAGGGUAGGCAGAGACUAAGCUCUAAAAAUAAAUUGACGAAAGAUUUGCCUAAAUCACACUUACCAUCACUAGAAACACUCAUUAAUAUGAAGAUAGAAGUCAAGCCAAAAUUGCUGAAGUUCUCUAAUAAGUCCAAUUAGUCAAAAAUUAAUUAGAUUAAGAAAGAAGAUCAAGGUACUGAUUUUUAUACAAUCUAUAGAGAGGAAGCAGCAGAAUCUUUAACUGAAUAAAUAGAUAGUGAAAUUAACAAAUUCUCUGAUUAAUUGCUUAUUGAGAAGAAGGUUAGAGAAGAAACAUAAGGCAAAAUAUUCAGAAUGAUUGAAGACGUUCAUGGAAAACUACAAUAAGAUAUCAGUUUUGAGAGAAGAGAAAGAGAGGCUACAACUGAAGCUUUGUUGAAAUUAUUAGAAGACGCCUGCAUUAAAAUCGAUAAAAAUUUUAGAUCAUUCUGAUAUAUAAGAAAAAC